Euleptes europaea (tarantolino) is the source of this 1509-nucleotide messenger RNA. RefSeq names its product SEH1 like nucleoporin (gene SEH1L). The record is from RefSeq and is a predicted model, not a curated record. The coding region runs from base 2 to 1264 and encodes 420 amino acids. NCBI's taxonomy places the organism in Eukaryota, Metazoa, Chordata, Lepidosauria, Squamata, Sphaerodactylidae. Gene Ontology annotation, molecular function: structural molecule activity; protein binding. Gene Ontology annotation, cellular component: Seh1-associated complex; nuclear pore outer ring. Gene Ontology annotation, biological process: positive regulation of TORC1 signaling; cellular response to amino acid starvation. The transcript is spliced from 9 exons.
GAUGUUCGUCGCGCGCAGCAUCGCGGCCGACCACCGCGACCUCAUCCACGACGUCUCCUUCGACUUCCACGGGCGGCGCAUGGCGACCUGCUCCAGCGACCAGAGUGUGAAGGUUUGGGACAAAGGUGAAAAUGGAGAGUGGCACUGCACCGCUAGCUGGAAGACGCACAGUGGCUCUGUGUGGCGUGUGACAUGGGCACAUCCAGAGUUUGGACAGGUCUUGGCAUCCUGCUCAUUUGACAGAACGGCUGCUGUAUGGGAAGAAAUAGUUGGAGAAUCCAAUGAUAAACUGCGAGGACAGAGUCAUUGGGUAAAGAGGACUACUCUGGUGGACAGUAGGACGUCAGUUACAGAUGUGAAGUUUGCUCCCAAGCACAUGGGUCUUAUGUUAGCAACAUGUUCAGCAGAUGGCGUUGUUAGGAUAUAUGAAGCUCCAGAUGUUAUGAAUCUCAGUCAGUGGUCCCUUCAACAUGAAAUUUCAUGUAAGCUAAGCUGCAGUUGUAUUUCCUGGAAUCCUUCAAGCUGUCGUGCUCACGCUCCCAUGAUAGCUGUAGGAAGUGAUGACAGCAGUCCGAACGUCCUUGCAAAAGUUCAGAUUUAUGAAUACAAUGAAAAUACCAGGAAGUAUGCAAAAGCAGAAACUCUUAUGACCGUCACAGAUCCUGUGCAUGAUAUUGCAUUUGCUCCAAACCUGGGGAGGUCCUUUCAUAUUUUAGCUGUAGCUACUAAAGAUGUCCGCAUUUUCACACUAAAGCCUAUCAGAAAAGAAUUGACUGCUUCAUCCGGACUGACAAAAUUUGAAGUUCAAUUAGUGGCUCAGUUUGAUAACCACAAUUCCCAAGUUUGGCGUGUGAGCUGGAACAUUACAGGCACAGUGCUUGCCUCAUCAGGAGAUGACGGAUGUGUAAGGCUGUGGAAAGCUAACUACAUGGACAACUGGAAAUGCACUGGGAUUCUGAAAGGUAACGGAAGUCCUGUCAAUGCUAGCUCCAGUCAGCAGGGAGUUUUUAAUGCUCCUUUAAGCACAGCCAAUCCAAGCCUUCAGAAUUCAGUCAAUGGGACAUCUGCUGGCAGGUAUUUCUUUCCCCCUCUGGAUUCCCCACGGGCUGGAUCAAGGUGGUCCAGUUAUGCCCAGCUCCUACUUCCUCCUCCUCUGAUAGAGCACUCUUGUGAUGCUGACACUGCCAAUCUUCAGUAUCCUCACCCUCGCAGACGAUAUAUCUCUCGACCUCUUAACUUGUUACGGGAACACGAAGGGGUUUAAUACACAUUUAAAGCUGUCUAGAGAGGCCUUAUUCAGAUGCUUGUUAAAAUGCUUCAUUUUCUGGCUCUUUGGGUUUUUUGCCUGUUCCCAUCUGAAUUAAGGCUUUUGAAGGUGUGUUUUGAAAACCAAAACAUGGUAUUUGGAAUCCAGCAAGUUAGUGUGCUUCCAUCAAGGAAAUACUAGCCCCACUAUCAGCCCUUUUGAACUAUAAUGAAACAAACAAGUAGUGUUGAUUAUGAGUUACC